CGAUGCAGCCCUGCGCAGAUAAGCAAGGUUUAUUUGGAAAAAAAAAAUUACGAAGGAGUGAGAAGCAGCGGGGGACGGGCAAUAAAUUAAUUAAGCACUGUUAAUACAUAAUUCGCGGCGAUAGGUGUGCUGUAAUCCACAUUGACAGAUUCAAUUGCCAGGCUACAAUUACGUGUGUUUUUAAGGUCAAGGUCGCUGCUGGCAAUGGCCGAAUUGGUGAGAGACUGGCUGGCGGACUAUCAGCGGACUCGAGGGCAGCCAGCCGAGUCGCAGGCGUUUGUUGUGGAACAUGAGACGGACCCGGAAAUCGCCGAGGCCAUCUUCACCAUAUUCAAUGAGAGGCAGCGCAACGAGGAGAUGGUUCACGACAUUUGCCAGCAACUGUUGUCCUUCUAUAGGUCGCCCGAGGUGACGCUACACAAGUUUCCGUUGCAAUUCAUUCCUGUUCUAAUCUACACGUACCUGCAUGCCGUUUCGGCGGGCGAUAAGAAGGCGUCUCGCGGAGUGGAGACGCUGCUGAUUUGCAUUUAUAACGGUGAGGUGUCCACCGACGAUGGCGGCCAGAAGGUGGUGGUCUUCCGCAUGCCCAUCCUAGCCCAGACGUCUGUGUACCACGAAAUGAAAAAUCUUCCGUUGACCGAUCUGCGGCGCUGGGAGGAGAACUGCAACCGCGAGCUCAAGUGGGGACCGCAUCAGCGAAUUGAGACGGUGAAUGCCCAGAACCGCAUGCGGAUCCUGACGACACUGCUCUUUUGCUACAACCAGCACGUCAGUCAGACGCAAAAGUCUUCGUUGCUGCAUCUAUGCCGUGUUACGUCGCAGAUGGUUAAUCAGGGAUUCACCACCAAGUCCGGGCAUGGCCAUCGCAUGAGCUAUGGAUCUGAUCCAGCGACGGGGGCCACUUUUCCAAAACCAUCUUCUCCGCGCAUUCCACUGUCAUCGUCCUUCCUGAUCGAAUUGGUGCACGCCAUUUACUUUGCCAUGUUCAAUGGCUAUGGUACGAUAGCCAUACAGACACUGGACGAUAUACACAACCGGGCCACAUAUGAAAUGUACACGGAGCUCAUUCUGGUGACCAGCGCCGUGCGCAAUUCACUGCACGCGAACCCGUCGGGGCAGCCCAACGACGGGCCAAUGGGACUGAGCGUAGCCCUGACACCUGCCACCAAUACGGUGACCACAUCAGUGUCGAAAUCCAUGAUCACGAACGCAUCAUUCCGCACGAAAAAGCUGCCCGAUGACAUACCCAUACAGGUGCAGGACCUCACCAUGCAGCAGAACCCACAGCAGCUGGCGAGCGUCACUGAGGAAGCAGAGCCGGGAGCCAAGGAGUCGCCGUCGACCAAGGAGAGCUCGAGCACUCGUACAUCCAUCAUGCGGCCGAGCAUGGAAGGGAUCAAGGCCCAGGCGCACAAGGCCUUGAUCGCGGGCUUCAAGAAAUCAAAGGACAAGGAGAAGGAGAAGGACAAGGAACCGCCGAAACCACCGCAACGCAAGUUCGACAAGCACACGCAGCGCAACUCGCUGCUGCAGCUGCAAUCGGAAUUGAAUUCGAAUUCAAAUGCGGAGCAGCAACCCCCCUCCGAUAUGCUGCCGAUGCAGACGCUCUCGCUGAUAAAUGAGAACGGCAGCAACAGCUUCAGUAUUGACAGCGACCUCAACGAUGGCGUCCAAGGCGUUGUGGCAGGCAGCGGGGCACUGCCCUCGAUAAACAGCAACACGAAUUCGGUCACGAGCAGCGACAUGCUGACCAAAAGCUUCGAUUCCAGCAUCGAACUGGCGCCCCUGGGCCACAGCAAUAGCAACGGCGGCAAGCUGGCGGAGCAUGGCCUGGUGGAAUAGUAUCAUCCCACAGCCAACAAGCCAAAUCCAAGUAUCAAGUAUAUAUAUUUAUUAUCACUAUUAUAUAUAUUCGCAAUUUACUGCUGGGUAUUAGCUGAUCGUAACCCGGGCGCGGAUCAACUGUAAAUCUGAAUGUAACGCAAUACUUAAGGAACGUUUGAAUUUGUUAAAAUUUAAUGGGUUCUCUCAGUUAUAUAUACGAUAAUGUAUUCUAAUCCUAAUUGUUGGUAAAAUCUACAUUACUACUUAUGGAGUCCAUGUACAUAUA
Drosophila guanche is the source of this 2110-nucleotide messenger RNA. RefSeq names its product hyccin (gene Hyccin). Bases 205 to 1842 code for a protein of 545 amino acids. The record is from RefSeq and is a predicted model, not a curated record. Lineage: Eukaryota; Metazoa; Arthropoda; Insecta; Diptera; Drosophilidae. Gene Ontology annotation, biological process: phosphatidylinositol phosphate biosynthetic process; protein localization to plasma membrane. The transcript has 3 exons. Gene Ontology annotation, cellular component: plasma membrane.